AUGGAAAGCUCCAAACCCGCCGCUACCCCUUCCCAGGACGCGGCGGCACCGUCAGAAGGAUCUCAGCCGCGACAGAUUGACGACUUGAGCCUCCAGUGGGAUCAGACUUAUCUGCGUCUAAACUACAUUCUCGGCAACCUGGGCGGUCCCGUAGCCGCCGCGGGUGCCGACAACAACAACUCGUCUUCUUCCUCGGCGUCCGCACGAACAGGCGCAGAAGGAUGCGCAGAAGCAGCGGGAGCGCCAUCGUCAGCAACGCCGGGGCGCAGAAACAGCGUCGGCAACCGCGCGGGCGACAAGGCGAACAGCUCGGCCGUCCCAAACUUCCCAGGCCUGUCCAGGCCGGACGCCGCCCGCAAGGUCUCGCAGAUAGCCACCUGGUGCGACGAGGUGGUCUCUCAGGCCGGCGCCGGUGUCUGCAGCUGCUCACUUGGUUCCUCGGCGGCCAUCUCCGCCGCAGACGACACGCAGUCUUGCUCCCUCACCAAAGGCCUUCUCCCUGCUGCGUUUGUAGCCGGAAGCCUGGCCAGCCCAGCCGUCAGGUCCAGGCGCAAGCCUUCCUUCGUCGCCACGGCUGCCGCAGCACCGGCCGGCAGGGGCGAAGAUGGCGGCGGGCCUAGAAGUAGCAGCAGCAGCGGCAGCAGCAGCAGCAGCAGUAGCGGCGACGACGUUGACAGCCCUGGCGACGCCGACGUCUGCGCGCUGUGUUGUCGGCAUGGGGACGUGAGGGACCUCGUCGCCGAGAGUUGGCCGGGCGACGGCGGCGCCGCGAGGAAGGCGUUCAGGAGGGUGCAGCUAAGUCUGUUGCGGAUCGGGCGCAGGAGGCCGCAGCUGCUGCGCCGGAGCGAGGAGCCCUUCCCUCCCGACGCCGACCCCAAACCAAGCCAUAGUUACAUCCAAUCACAGAAUUACAGCGCGGCGACAGCAACGCCGCCGGCAGACUCGAAACCAGCCGCCGCCGUCGCCACCACAUCAAUGUACCACUACCGGACCGAUCCAGACGACCAAGACGACCAGGAUCUCAGCUCGGACGACAGCACCAGCACCACCGGGAGCAACAACAACGGCACGCAAAGGCAAAAGUUUAAACCCACCGGCAGCGGAGGCGCCAGCAGGACGCUGGCGGCCAGGGAGCAGAUGGAACGUAACCAGCGCGCCAAGGACGCGAGGCUGCGGCGGGCACAGAAGCUGCUGGAGAAGAGCCUCGUCGUGACGCCAAAGACGACGGGCGUACAAUCCUGA
Messenger RNA from Pyricularia pennisetigena, 1242 nucleotides. RefSeq lists its product as uncharacterized. The record is from RefSeq and is a predicted model, not a curated record. The transcript has a single exon. Lineage: Eukaryota; Fungi; Ascomycota; Sordariomycetes; Magnaporthales; Pyriculariaceae. Bases 1 to 1242 code for a protein of 413 amino acids.